This is a messenger RNA of Drosophila willistoni, 1902 nucleotides long. Its product is annotated as glucose dehydrogenase [FAD, quinone]. The coding region runs from base 11 to 1864 and encodes 617 amino acids. Lineage: Eukaryota; Metazoa; Arthropoda; Insecta; Diptera; Drosophilidae. The transcript has a single exon. The record is from RefSeq and is a predicted model, not a curated record. Gene Ontology annotation, molecular function: oxidoreductase activity, acting on CH-OH group of donors; flavin adenine dinucleotide binding.
UUGUGGAAAUAUGAAGCCAUAUCUGCCAUUUCUAUUUGUAAUAUCGACAUUAUCGGUAUUGCUAAUAUCGGCCCAAGAGAAUAAUGUCCUGUUCGAGACAAUCAAUUUCCUGCGACGCGGUCAAGCGGAUGUCGAUCUAGAGAAUUAUGACAAUAACGUUGUAUUGGACAGUGAAUAUGAUUUCAUUGUGGUUGGAGCUGGUACAGCGGGCUGUACUUUGGCUGCCCGUCUCUCCGAGAAUCCCAAAUGGCGGGUUCUACUCCUAGAGGCUGGAGGACCCGAGCGUCUGGUCAUGGAUGUACCGAUUGUGGCACAUUUUCUGCAAUUGGGCGAAAUGAAUUGGAAAUAUCGGACACAGCCAUCAGAUCAUGCCUGCCUGGCCAUGAACAACAAUCGCUGCAAUUGGCCCAGGGGCAAGGUGAUGGGAGGCAGUUCGGUAUUGAAUUACAUGAUGUAUACGCGUGGCAAUCGUCGUGAUUACGACCGUUGGGAAGCACUGGGCAAUCCCGGAUGGAGCUACAAGGAUGUCCUGCCAUAUUUCAAGAAAUACGAGGGCAGCAGUGUACCCGAUGCCGAGGAGGAUUACGUUGGCCGCAAUGGACCAGUGAAGAUCAGUUAUGUGAAUUGGCGCUCGAAGAUAUCCGAGGCAUUUGUCGAGGCUGCCCAACAGGAUGGCCUCAAAUACCGGGACUACAAUGGACGCAUUCAAAACGGUGUGGCCUUUCUGCAUACCACAACUCGCAAUUCAACACGCUGGAGCUCAAAUCGUGCCUAUUUGUAUCCACUGAAGGGCAAACGCAGUAAUUUGCAUGUGAAGAAGAAUGCUCUGGUGACAAAGGUAUUGAUCGAUCCGCAGACAAAGACCGCCUAUGGCAUAAUGGUGCAAAUGGAUGGACGUAUGCAAAAGAUUUUGGCACGUCGUGAGGUUAUUGUAUCGGCUGGAGCUAUUAAUACACCACAAUUGCUUAUGUUGUCGGGAGUGGGGCCAGCUAAACAUCUGCGUGAGGUGGGCAUCAAGCCUAUAGCGGAUCUGGCGGUGGGCUACAAUCUUCAGGAUCACACGGCUCCGGCUGUCACCUUUACCACAAAUGCCACUUCAUUGAAAUUCGAAGACUUUUCCGAUCCAACUCUGAUCAAUCGCUUUAAUCGCAUGGAGGGACCCUAUGGUUCGCCUGGCGGCUGUGAAGCCAUUGCCUUCUGGGAUUUGGAUCACGAACGCGAUGAGGAUGGCUGGCCGGAUAUUGAGCUCUUCUUGGUCGGUGGUUCAAUGUCAUCCAAUCCGGCCAUUUCGCGUGCUUUUGGCCUAAAGAAAUCCAUCUAUGAUUCCUUGUUCGCUGAAAUUGAGGAUAAGUCACUGAAUGCCUUCAUGAUAUUCCCCAUGAUUUUGCGUCCCAAGAGUCGUGGACGUAUUAUGCUCAAGAGCACUGAUCCCUUUAAAUACCCCCUGAUACAUGCCAACUACUUUGCUCAUCCCUACGAUGUGGAUAUCUCGGUGAGAGGACUAUUAAAGGCCAUCAGUUUGAUGGAACAGCGUGGCAUGAAGACUAUCGAUGCUAAGCUAUGGGAACGCAAGAUACCAACAUGCAAACAGCAUCCAUACAAAAGUUGGGCCUAUUGGGCCUGCUAUGUCAGGCAUUUCACUUUCACGAUCUAUCAUUAUUCGGGCACUGCAAAAAUGGGACCCAAGUCCGAUAGAGCCGCUGUGGUGGAUGCCCGUUUGAGGGUCCAUGGUAUACGUAAUUUGCGUGUUGCCGAUGCCAGUAUAAUGCCAGAGAUAAUGUCAGGACAUCCAAAUGGUCCCGUCUUUAUGAUAGCAGAAAAGGCAGCUGAUAUGAUUAAGCAAGAUCAUGGAUAUAUCAAAUAAGACAAGAGGAGGGACUAGAAUGUCUUCCUUUUUUUAAU